This is a messenger RNA of Musca vetustissima, 697 nucleotides long. Its product is annotated as cell adhesion molecule Dscam2-like. The transcript has 4 exons. Gene Ontology annotation, molecular function: cytokine receptor activity; cytokine binding. Gene Ontology annotation, cellular component: external side of plasma membrane; signaling receptor complex. The record is from RefSeq and is a predicted model, not a curated record. Gene Ontology annotation, biological process: cytokine-mediated signaling pathway. NCBI's taxonomy places the organism in Eukaryota, Metazoa, Arthropoda, Insecta, Diptera, Muscidae. The annotation marks the transcript as partial.
CAUACGGCACUGGGUUUGGCCGGCAGUGAUUGGAAUGGUCCGAAUAUAAUAAAUGUAACAUUGCCAUCGACCAGUAUAAGUAAAAGCUAUGACAGCGACUUACGUGAAAGUGCCAUUGUAUCGGGUUUGACACCGGCCACUACCUUUCUGAUACGCAUGCAGGCCAUCAAUGAAAUUGAACGCAGUCCCUUUACCGAGCCAAUUGUCUUGAAGACCCAAGAGGAAGCACCCACCGAAGCGCCAUCCAAUGUCCAGGUGCAGACUGGUGGCGAAAGUGAAUUGAUUGUCACUUGGCAGAUACCACCACGUGAAUCCUGGAAUGGCGAACUCAUCGGCUAUACCGUCAACUGUAGCGAAGAAAAACAGAAUAUCAACUACAUUAGCGUUGUCAAUAAUUCACUGAAGUCUGUGAUUGUAAGUGGCUGGGCCACAACGAAGGCCACAUUACGUGGCUUACGAAAGUAUACCCGGUAUGCGGUUACGGUGCGAGCCUUGAAUAGUUUUGGUUCGGGACCAUGGAGUACGCCCAUCUUUGGGACAACAUCUGAGGGAGUGCCGGAAGCAGCACCGCAACAUGUCAACUGUACCGCAUUAUCGUCACAAAGUCUAAAAGUAUCCUGGCUGGAGCCACCAUUGCAAUUUCACGGUGGCAUAAUUCAGGGCUAUAAAAUUUUAUAUCGGCCGAUUGUGAAUCAGA